UCGCCAGUAGCGUAGUGGUAGCCGCAGCCGAACGACGUGAAUUUGUGUGUGGACGCGACUUAGCAGCACGAGCCGAAAUCGAAACAUGGCUACCAAGACGCAAGAGGCGGGACCAGCGCCAAUAAACAACAUGCAUCCAGUAUAAUUUCAUAUGUAUGUAUGUAUCGUGUAGCAGAUAAUGUAAUUCUUAUUGUAUAGGAUAGGUUUGCACUAUUGCAAUAAUACAUAAUUGUGACUUGGACAUUCUACGUACUCUGUGUGCUGCUGGGACAUACCUACCUACCUACUUAAGGAAGAGACUGGUGCAUUCGUCGUACGACCCAAAAGAGUCUCUCAAACGUGAUCGUGGUAUUCUCUGAUUCGAAUUUUUGUGAAUGUGAAGUGAACGUAGAAUUUGUUUAGAGUAGUAUUGGUGUAGCGUGCGUUGUUAAAGUAAACUGCAGUAAUUUGUUCAGUUUAUAGUACUCUCUUUGGUGGCAUGUGAUGUAAUUUUUAUUCACUCUCGGGCUCGUUCAUCUCGUACAUCGUAAACUGGCAUGCUCGGUUAUAUAGUGUUCGUGCUCUGCUAUUCGCUCUUUCAUCAAUCCACCAAAUACCUAUUGUGAAUUGGCUGCUGGAUCCAGGAUACCCUACUCGAGCUUCGUAAGCUACUCAUUCAUCAACUUAUAUACCUACCAAACCUACCUACUCUACCUUUUCUCGAAAAAGAUACCUGAAAUGUAUUCAGUUCAACUUUAGCACGAAUUUAAACGCGAUUGGCGCUAGUCAGUGACCCACUCGACCAAUUUAUUUCUCAAAUUAUGGACAAUCGGAUGCAUUUUUCGCAAAUUCGGGACAUUUUGAAAACUUUGGACAUUCGACUGGUUUUCUACAGGAAUUUUCAAAUAACUCCAGACCGACUAGAUACGACGAGUAUUAACUUGAUCCAGGAAAUUUGGUGCUGCGAAUUCGCUUCAUCCAGUCUUGGAAACUUGGUCGUCUUUUAAGGAACAGCAAAUUCAAAUCGGUAGACCAACUCAGCUUCAUCUCUCAGACUAGGAUGUGACCAUGAUCGUCUAAUGAGAAUAAAUGAUUGGAUACGAUCUCCUAGACUCAUAAGUGCAUACCAUAUUCCAGUCUACUCAGCUUAAAAAGAUCAAAAUCAUUGAACUCUACAAGCACCGACGAACCAUAAUACCCGAGUACGGGUAGUUGCAAUCCCAGCAGCCAUAAGCUUCGUUGCAUUGUAUUCAAUUAUAUAGUGAGUCAUCGAAUUGUACUCGUACAUAUAUACGGAGCGGAAUUAAAUGGACGCGAUCAUGUAGCAGCGUCAUGAUUAAAGUACUUGCUAUUAGGCAUCUUCGUAGUGCUGUCUAGACAUUUAGUCGUCCUACGAACUCUCGUCCGUCAGUUCAUAAACAGCAGCGGAGACGACGACUGCGGUAGCUGCAGUAGUGCUAAUUACAAGAAUGACUUCGAAUCUAAAACGAUUGCCUUCUUUUACUGUAGCUGUUGUAAUCGUGAUCGCGAUAGCCUUAUUUUUAAUUGUUUCCUUUCCCAUCGGUCUGAAAGUGUUUUCGUCUUCGAGUGAUAAAUUCGAUACCACUUCUGCACAGCAGCCGUCGUCGUUGCAAGUCAAAGAUGGAAAUUGGACGUUUCAUAGUGAGAACGCCUUUUCGUCCAAAUUUGAAAACGCUUGGCAAGCCAAUUCUAAUUCCAUCAUAUAUCCGAACGAUACUCGCAGGCAGUUCAUUCGUCCCAUCAAGGUGACGCCUGUUUGGCCCGCGAAUCUGGAAGAAAAUGUGUUAUCCGAAAAGGAAGGAAGCAACCUACGGUCUCAACAUUCAGGAAACUUUCGACGAAAUAAAGCCAGACUAUGGGAUCCGCAUCCGGAAUACGAGUUCCAUGCUUUUGGUCAACUGUUUCAUUUGAUGUUGGAACACGAUUCAGGAUUUGCCCAUCCUUCUUUAAAGGUGAUAGUUUUCUCUAAAAAUUCCACCACUCAACGCGAACCCAAUGUGAAUCCACGUGGAUGUUAUUAUUCAGGCACCUUACGAAAUCAAUCAAAUUCCAAAGUUGUUGUAAGCUUGUGCAAUGGAAUGACCGGCCACAUAAGAUCUGAUAACGGUAGUUACUUUGUCGAACCAGCUGAGCCAUUCAAUGAGAAUAUGGACACUAUUCUACACACAUUAUUCCAACUCGAUCCCGAUUCUGAUGCUGAUGAUUCGCAUUAUUCAGCUAGUUCAAUGUACAACGAAACACAUGCGCAAUGCGCACUGAUAGAAAAUUACACAGAACCUAUCAUUCCUCACAAUAACGCCUCACCUCGUACCGAAGAUGGUGAUAACGAAGGAGAUGACGAUGAUGAUGAUGACGACAAUGACGACAAUGAUGAGGAAGAAGAAAAUGACAGCUUUACAAGUUCCAAUCAGCUAGGAGAGGUUACGACCGCGACGCAGCCAGAACCUGUGUUCAGGAGAAGGAAAAAACGAUCUGUUGCUGCGGAAUCUGUGGAGAAUAUUGUAGAAUUGAUGGUCGCCAUUGAUUAUGAAAUGGUUCGAUUUCACGGUCCAGGAUCACAUAAUUAUGUAUUAACGCUAAUGGGAAUUGUGAAUAAAAUUUUCAAAGACAAAAGCAUAGGCAACCGACUCCAUAUAACGGUAGUGAACAUAAUCGAAUUAUCUGAUCGAGAUGUAACUUUGUCAUCGAAUAGACGGACAGCCGAGCCAGGAACAUUGAACGAUACAUUUAAUGAUUUCUGCCAAUGGCAGCAUUCCCAAUACGUCAGUGACGAUCUCAGUCCGAAUCAUUACGAUUGUGCAUUACAUCUCACUAGACAAAAUUUAAAAUGCGAAAUGGAAAGCGGUAAAUGCAUCCACAAAUUGGGAUUGGCAGAUAAGGGAAUGAUGUGCAGGUCAAGAUGCUGCGCUGUUGUUCGAGAUAACGGAUUGACUACUGCUUUUACUAUCGCUCAUGAAUUAGGACACACAUUCAACAUGCCACAUGACUCAGAUAGAUUGUGCACUCCUUACAUUCCAAAUGGCACUGUAACGAGAGUUAUGAGCACGCAGUUGGGUUCCAAUACUCAUCCAUGGAAAUGGUCUGCUUGCAGUAGGCAUUUUCUGACCGAAUUUUUAGAAACUGGAAAUGGUUUUUGCCUUCAUGAUGAUCCGUUCAGUGAUUAUUUGCAAGAUUAUCCAACACACGCGCAGCAGUUACCUGGUGAAACGUAUAGCAAAGAUAAGCAAUGCGAAGUAACUUGGGGAAAGGGUUUUAGAAGCGACAUGAACAAAACCAACUGUAGCAUGUUAUGGUGUUGCGAGAUGAAUAAUAUACGCGGCUGUAUUUCAAUCGGCAUGCCUCCGGCCGAAGGUACACCUUGUGGUGAUUCACAUUGGUGCCAACAAGGAGAAUGCGUACCGGUAAAUCGCGAAGCUUUAAAACCUGUAGACGGAGGAUGGGGUCCAUGGCAGCCAUUUGGAGAAUGUUCUCGAUCAUGCGGAGGCGGAAUUAAACACGCGUAUCGAAACUGCGACUCACCAUCGCCUAAGAAUGGUGGCAAAUUCUGUUUAGGCAGAAGGGUAAAUUAUCAAUCGUGUAAUAUCAAAGAGUGUCCCAUUGGAACGAUGGAUUUUAGAGCUGAGCAGUGCGCCAAACAUAAUGGGAAUGCCUUUGGUCUGAAUUAUUUACCCAGGGACGUUCGUUGGGUGCCGUAUCAUUAUUCAUCGCCAGAAAGAAAGAACGCAGUCUGCCAGUCUCUAUAUUGCCGAGCAGAAGGCACGGGGCAUUAUUACGAUUUGCAAAAUAAAGUAAUCGACGGUACGACUUGCGGCACAAAUACUUACGACAUGUGUGUCAAUGGAAUUUGCACAAAAGCCGGCUGUGAUCAUGUUUUGAACUCGAAUGGCGUUCUAGAUAGUUGCGGUGUUUGCGGAGGUGAUAACAGCACUUGUAAGAAAGUAUAUAAAAAUUAUGCUCCAUCACGCAUCAAGUUUGGCUACAAUUAUGUUGCCAUUAUACCAGCUGGUGCUUCAAAUAUCAACAUUCAACUACGCCCUUUACAACACCAAGAAGGCGAAAAUCAUUUAGCAUUAGUCGAUAGCGCUACUGGCCAGUAUGUGCUGAAUGGAAAUUGGAGCAUCACACGAUACUACAAAGAGAUCAACUAUGAAGGUGUCACUAUUUCAUAUACCGGAUCAAAUAUAUCCGUUGAAAGAAUUAAUACUUCGGAGCCACUACGUAAAGAUUUAAGCUUGGAAGUACUUGGCAUGCGUAAAUUGAUCCCACCAGAGAUCACUUGCGAAUACACUGUUCCUAUCUCGCCGCAAAAUUAUUUCAGUUGGCAAGUUGCUGAGAAAUGGACUCCGUGUAACAAAGUUUGCGAAGGCAAAAAACAUAAAAUUAUUCGCUGUAUUAGAAGAGAUACUAAUAAUCAGGUUUCGGAUGAAUCAUGCGUUGGAUUACCUAAACCAAAAGCGGAAAUUGAAGACUGCAAUGAACAUUGUGUUUUAAGGUGGAAUGUGAUUAGUCAAUCAGAAUGUUCAUCACUCUGUGGUGUUGGAUAUCGCAAUGUAACUUUUGGCUGUCUCCAAGUAUUCAACGAUAAUAUAUAUUAUAAGAUCCCAAAUAAACAACUUCCUCCAAUAGAAUGUCAGCAUAUUCAAAAACCAUCAGAAAAGCAAUCCUGUUAUGGUAACUGUGAUACUUAUCAUUGGAAGUAUGGGGAAUGGCGAUCGUGUAACGUUAGCUGUGGUAAUGGCAUCCAGACACGUGAAGCAACUUGUGUCGAUGAAUUUCAACGCAUUGUUGAGGAUGCAAAAUGCGCAAACAGUGAGAAAAUUGUGGAAAAUGUGUGCAUUUUGCAGAAAUGUCCACUAUGGUCAACCAGUGAAUGGUCUAGGUGCUCCGUGACUUGUGGUCUUGGUCACAGGUCCAGAAACGUUCGUUGCCAGCAAGGAAAUCAAAUAGUUGGUUCAUACUUGUGUGACAGUAAUAAGAAACCUGCGCACGUUGAACAGUGUCAAAUGCCUGCUUGCACUACCCCUGUUCCUAAAACAACUGAAGUACCCCUUCCUUUGUGGACAGCAGGAGCCUGGUCUGAUUGUUCAGUCAGUUGUGGAAUCGGUUAUAGAACGAGAAUGGUGCGAUGUAACCGUGCUGAUCAGAACCUCUGUUCAGAUACAUCAGACAAACCAGCCACACAGCAAACUUGCUUUUUACCUGAUUGCUCAACUACAACAACUCAGAGUAAUGAAAUAAUCCCUCAACACUACAACAGUUUCUUUCCACCUGCUCUGUUCAAAUGGGUUCCUGAAGAUUGGCAACCAUGUUCAACGAGCUGUGGUAUUGGUGAAAAGACACGAGUUGUAAGAUGUUACAGUAUGAGGAGCAAAUCUUUUGUAGAUUCUUUCUACUGCAAUCGCCGUGAUAUGCCAAAAUCAUCAGAAUCAUGUUCACUGCCUCCUUGCCCAGUCCCUCUAGCUGAAUGGAAAACCACAGAAUGGAGUCAAUGUUCAUCAAGUUGUGGAUAUGGCAUCUCAGUCAGAAAUGUGUGGUGUGAAAUGAAUUCAGUACAAGUUGAAGAAAAUUAUUGCAUUCGAUUUACUAAACCCGAUAAAACAGUUCCCUGUGAUAACACUAAAAAUUGUCAAUCCACCGCUGCUGAUGCCUAUAGUUCUACCAUUGCCAUCACUACUGCCUCACUAAAAGCAUCAACUUCUGCUCAGACAUCACUGCCAGAACCACUGCCACCUACAUUUACAUUUAAUCGCUCAGUUUGGCGUCCUGGAAAAUGGGGAGAGUGUUCCAGAUCUUGUGGUAGUGGUUGGAAAAUAAGACCUGUUGUCUGCUAUGAUGAAAAUGGCAGUGAAGCCUCUGACUGUGAUAUUUCAUCUAGACCAUUAACUUCAAUGACUUGCAAUGUAGAACCUUGUGAAAAUUUGAUGGCACGCAGACAAAUGCCAAAGCAAAUAUAUCGUUGGACAAUUUCUGAUUGGACACCUUGUUCAGUGACCUGUGGAAUUGGUGUUCAAAAACGAACAGUGCAAUGUGAAAGAGUACUGGCAUCUGCCACACAAUUUGACCCAGAGAAAUCAAUUGUUUCUGACGAAUACUGCAGUGAAAUCAGUCAGCCAUUAGUUACACUUCAACAAGAAUGCAAACUGAAUUACUGUUCAGAUGAUUACAUUUGGGUUCCUGAAGCAUGGAGUGAGUGCAACGCUCCUUGUGGUGGUAAAGGAAAACAAAAAAGAAAAUUGGCUUGCUUCCAUUACAGUGGUAGAAAAGUGAAGAAAACACAUUGUAGGUUCAAGCACCGGCCCAUUCGUAGACGCCAUUGUACAUUAUACAAGUGCGAGCCAAGCAGUUGUGAAGAAGUUAAACGAAAAUUCAAAUUAUAUGUCGAUCGUGAAUAUCCUUUGAACAUUCUGGGAAGAAAUAUUUCCAUUUACUGCCACCGAAUGUGGUCUGAUUCUCCAGCCGAAUAUCUAACCUUACCAAUAAACUCCGAUAAUGAAAAUUAUUCAGAAUUUUUUGCCAAAAGCACAACCUCCAGCACAUCAAAUGUCAAAGGAUGUUUCGAACCAGUUGAAAGUUAUGCCAAUGCGAAGCGAUCGUGUCCUUGUAUGAAAGAAUCCACAUUCAAGAGUGGGAAAACAUCAUUUCAAAAGUUAAGACUGAACAUCACCACACUAGAAGUGAAUACACAUGAUUUCACCUUCACUAGACAAAUUUAUGGAUCAGCAGUACCUUUUGGAGAAGCAGCUGACUGCUACAGCAUGCUGAGUUGUGCUGGAGGAUCCUUUAGUGUAAAUCUCAAAGGGACAGGUCUUCGAAUAUCUUCAUCUACUUCAUGGACCAAAACUGGAGUAAACGCUUCUAUGGAAAUCUAUCCAUCUAAUGAGAAUCGUAAAGUGGUUGCAAAAUGUGCUGGAUAUUGCGCAGCCUGUAAACCAGCUCGUAGCAGCUUGAAACUUGAUAUUUUGCCUCCCUAAGUUCCAUACAUUUGCAGCAUCUUCAAAUUCAAAGCCAUAUAGAGUCAGUUUUCUAUUACAUUUAUGGGAAAAAGUCGCUUAUGGGAUGGAUGCGCCAAUUUAUGCAUUUAUAUAUGUCUGCAACAUAACAAUAGCUAAGCUUACAUGUCAUCAUGGGUCUCUUAAUAUUUAAGUUAUUUUAUAGCCAAGACUAUGUGUACCAUAUGUAUGCUGUAAAUUCAGUCAUAUUUUUAUGUGCUUGACCUUGACUCAUGUACUUACUUUUAUAUAAGUAUGUAAUUGUAUCUAAUUUGUGUACUUAUAGUAGUUAGGUAGGUACUUUGCAGUUACUGAACCUAUUCCUAUUUUAAGGAUUGCGACAUUUUGGUCUUGUUUUCUCAUCUUAGGUCUCUCAAGUAAUCUAGUCAUAAUACAUUCGUGACAACAAGACAAUUUGACGCAGCAUUCUUUUUAAAAAAAGUGAAUUUAUUCAUGGAAACGAAAAUGCAAAUUUUUCAAUCAUCUGUUCACACUUUGCUAUCUAUUAGUCUCAAUCCCGAGUAGGUAUAUGUGAGUAACUAUAGCAAUAAGGUGUGCAAUUAGAAACAAAUAGUGGACUCUAUCUAACCGGAAAAUGAUGGGAUCUGAUUAGGUCUGGUCAGAUCCAAACUUUGAUUUGACUAGAUCAUUAGAAUGAAUUCUAGGUAAUCAGAUCAAAUUGGUCCAACAAUUCUAGGAGAACAAAUGGAAUGACUUUUAUAGGAUCUACAUAGUUAGAUCCAAUUGAAACUUUGAUCUGACCAGAUUUGAUUCAAGUGUCAUCAGGUCAAAUGGGAUCUAGGAAAUGUCCAAAUCCAAUCAGGUCUGAUGACAUGCAAUCAUUUUCCAUUAUUUAUCCCAACUUUACAUGAGGGUCGCACUGACACAGAUAAUGAAAAUUGGGUGAUUAGGUAGAUAAAUAAAAGGGAUCGACUAGCAGGUUUUGAUAGUCUAAUGUGAAUUAGGUAUAAUUUGUUCAAUGUAUUGCGAGUGUUUACUGUUUACGUAUAACGUAAGUCUACACUUAUUAAUGAUAUAUUUUUUAUUCUGACAUUAUUCUAAGAAGUAUAUUUUGUAUUACAAGUUACCUAUCUAUCAGCCUGCCAGCCUGCCUGCUCCUCUUUAGGUUCCAGUAUGUAAUCUUAUUGUUUUUAUAUUGAAUUUUUUAUGCAUGCUAUUGAGUACCAAAAUUACUUUUUUUAAUUUGAGCAACGUUGUAAUUCGUUGAAAAUCAGCUUCUAGAGGUACUCGAUAUUAUGAACUGUAUAAAUUCAUUAUAUUUUUCAUAUCUCUCUGUGUGUGUAUGAAGUAUGAAUGUGUCCCUAAUACGCAAAUAGGUACGUAAUAAGUAUUAUAAAUGUGUUUGGAAUUGUUUUUUUUUUGUUAUUUUAUUACCUAGUUUAUCUACUAACUGAAAUACUGCAUUUUGCAUUAACGUUUACCUAAUUUUAAGAGUAUGAAAAAUUUUAGUCACAUUCUAGAUCUAGUUGUUAUUUACAUAUGUGUAGAGAAUAUAAAGAGAUAAGUACCUAUUUAUUAAUGAAUAAUGUACUUCAGCCUUCAUAUGUGCCUGUGGUUUUUUUGUGUACCUAUAAAACUUUUUUUACUCUUU
Planococcus citri (citrus mealybug) is the source of this 8601-nucleotide messenger RNA. Its product is annotated as A disintegrin and metalloproteinase with thrombospondin motifs 9-like. NCBI's taxonomy places the organism in Eukaryota, Metazoa, Arthropoda, Insecta, Hemiptera, Pseudococcidae. Gene Ontology annotation, cellular component: extracellular matrix. Gene Ontology annotation, biological process: proteolysis; extracellular matrix organization. Bases 1449 to 6971 code for a protein of 1840 amino acids. Gene Ontology annotation, molecular function: metalloendopeptidase activity; zinc ion binding. The record is from RefSeq and is a predicted model, not a curated record. The transcript has 33 exons.